Molecule: messenger RNA, 2333 nt
Organism: Heteronotia binoei (common prickly gecko)
Lineage: Eukaryota; Metazoa; Chordata; Lepidosauria; Squamata; Gekkonidae
Gene: UMPS
Product: uridine monophosphate synthetase
Exons: 6
Coding region: 40-1482 (480 amino acids)
Biological process (GO): 'de novo' UMP biosynthetic process; 'de novo' pyrimidine nucleobase biosynthetic process
Molecular function (GO): orotate phosphoribosyltransferase activity; orotidine-5'-phosphate decarboxylase activity
Source: RefSeq, a predicted model, not a curated record
UUCUUGCGUCAUCACCCGGCGACGGAAGUGCGGGGCGCGAUGGAGCGCCUGGCGUGCGAGCUGCACGGCGUCGGGGCUCUUCGGUUCGGGGACUUCGUGCUCAAGAGCGGCCUCGUCUCCCCGGUCUACGUGGACUUGCGCGUCAUCGUCUCCUACCCGGCUCUGCUCAACGAAGUAGCUCAUCUUCUCUUUCAAACAGCAAAGGAUGCUGGAAUCAAGUAUGACUGUGCGUGUGGGGUUCCAUACACUGCUUUACCAUUGGCUACGAUCAUCUGCUCAGCCAACCAGAUCCCAAUGCUUAUUCGCAGGAAGGAAGCUAAAGAGCAUGGUACCAAGCGCAUUGUGGAAGGCAUCAUAAAUGCAGGAGAAACUUGUCUUAUCAUUGAGGAUGUGGUCACCACUGGCUCAAGUGUCUUGGAGACAGCAGAGGUUCUUCGUAAGGAGGGAUUGAAUGUUACUGAUGCUGUUGUGCUGUUGGACAGAGAGCAGGGAGGAGGAGCCAUGCUGGCAAAAAAUGGGAUUUGCUUGCAUUCAGUAUGUACUUUGUCCACAGUGCUCAGGAUCCUUGAGCAGCAGAAAAAAGUUGCCUCAGUGAUGGUGAUGAAGGUAGAGAGAUUCGUUCGAGAAAACAUUAGCAAGUCUCCUGAGCAAAAUGGUACUUCUGCUAUAAAAAGAACGUGCAAAGAAAUGAGUUUUGGUGCUCGGGCCGAGUUGCCUGGCACACAUCCCCUUGCUGUUCGGCUUCUCAGGCUCAUGGAGAAAAAGCAGUCUAAUUUGUGUCUUUCGGCUGAUGUAACCAAGUCCACAGAACUGCUCCACCUGGCUGCUGUUCUUGGCCCAUCCAUCUGUAUCUUAAAAACGCACAUAGAUAUUCUGGAAGAUUUCACCUCAGAAGUAAUAAAAGAAUUAAGAGAACUUGCAGACCAGUAUGAAUUCUUGAUAUUUGAAGACCGGAAGUUUGCAGACAUUGGAAAUACCGUGAAGCAUCAGUAUGAAGGUGGUGUCUUCAAAAUAGCAUCCUGGUCGGAUAUAGUUAAUGCCCAUGCGGUUCCUGGUCCUGGAGUUGUUAAAGGACUGAAAACAGUAGGGCAGCCUUUGCAACGGGGAUGUCUUCUGAUUGGGGAGAUGAGUUCAGAAGGGUCUCUGGCUACUGGCGAAUAUACAAAAGCAGCAGUUAAAAUGGCUGAAGAACACUCUGAUUUUGUUCUGGGUUUUAUUUCUGGCUCCAGAAUUGUUGAAAAACCAGAAUUCCUUCACUUGACUCCUGGUGUUCAAAUGCAGGCUGGAGGUGAUAGCUUUGGGCAGAAGUACCUCAGUCCUCAGGAAGUGAUUGGAAAAAAAGGCUCUGAUAUCAUCAUUGUAGGAAGAGGCAUCUUGUCUGCACCCAGCCCUUUGGAGGAAGCAGAGACUUACAGGAAAGCAGCCUGGGAGAGCUAUUUGCAGAGAGUUGGUGUCAGCGCACAGCUGGGAAACCAGCUCUGAAUCCUAUUAAGUAUCUCGCUCAAAAAAAAUUUCUAGAAGCUGGAAUAAUUAUGAAAGCCAUUUGCUUGUUUAACAUUUGAUUAUACUAAAAUGUAUCCAGCAAUGAUUAUGCACUCGGGCGAUUGGUAUACCGACUGCAGUUGACCAUACUUGGCAAUGUGAACUUAAACAGUUUAUUUGUGUAGUGCUGAAGUUCUACUGUUCCUUCAUUUAAAACAAAUUAAAAAACAAAACCAAAAUAAAUUUUGACUAAAUGUGAUAUCUGAGUUUAGGGUUUUAUGUAUGAAAUUUGUAUCUGAAAUUCUUUGGCCAGGAAAAGCACUUUGUGCCUUAAGUAUUACAUUGAAAACAGUUGAUUUUAACUUAGUCGAGGCCUUGACAACAGAAUGGAAAAGGCAGAAUUUUGUUUAACGACUACUCUCCUGUGUCAGUGCUUUCUUCAUCAGCAUGCAGACAAAUAAGCGGGUUCUAGACCACGUAAAGUAUGAACUCUCCCUAGAAAUUAAAAUUAUUAAACUGAGGUUAUCAUACUUGGUCACAUUAUGAGAAGACAAGAGUCACUGGAGAAGACAAUAGCACUGGAAAAGGCAAAUGGCAGCAGGGAAAAAGACCUAACAUGAGAUAGAUUGACCGUAUUAAGGAAGCCAUACCUUCGGUUUGCGAGGCUGUUAGGGAGAUGAUGUUUUGGCAUGCAUAAAUUCAUGGGGUUGCCAAAACUCAGAAGUGACUUGACAGUGCUUAAUUCAUAUACACACCUUGUGUUAUGUUUGGGACCCCUCUUCUUCAUCUAGUAAUUGUGUGGAAUGUGCUACAUGUUGUGGUAAAAAUAAAAUAAUUUCAAAUUUGAUAAA